CUUGUCGUAUUAAUAUAAUUUACAUGAUUUUCGGCUUAAAUUAAAUGUGGAUUCACAAAUGAAUUCCUCAUCAAUUUUAAAUUUGUUUGAAACAUUGCAUGAAAGUGAUUUUUGAGCAUUUUCAGAUUUAUUUCUGGACAUUUUGGUUAGCUGUAACUAUCUUGGUGCUUCUGGUGUGUUUAGGCAUUCUGGAUAGGCUUAGGUUGCUUCAAUUCGUUCUAGACACUUGUGCAUUUUAAGGUUUUUCAAGUAUCUAUGAUUGUUUUUGGAUACCAUGGGAUCUGGCUUCAUUUGGGCGUUUCAAGUAGGGGGAUUUCUGAGUAUUCUGAGGAAUUUGGUAUGUUUUUUGGUCAUUUUGAGAAUUCUAAUCAUGGUCUUCGGGGUUAUUUAGUUGUGUUUUUAAAUGUUCCAGUCAUCAAUUCAAAUUUUUGUGCAGUUCUGUUAACUGUGCAAGUUCCUGCAUGUUUUGAUAUAUUUUUAACAAAUAUGUGGAGUAAAUUGAUUAAGUUUGUAGUACAAUAUCUUUUAAAUCUAUUUUGCUCCAAAUUGGAGGAAUUGAGGAUUCUGGAUAUUUUUAAGUCUUUUGGUACUUAAGUGCAUUUUUGCACUUUUUAAAUAACUAAGCAUGUUCCUAGAUGUUCUUGUACCUUUUUAACUAGUAUUACUAGGUAAAUUGACAGUGCAUUUUUAUUUCAGUUUUUUUUUUUAUUUGAGAGGAAAGUAGAGGAAUGGAGAAUCAUGUAGAAGAAGAAUGGUAGGAUACAUGUAUAUGUGGGGACUAAAAUGGAAGUCUUUCCCUUUAAAAUAUGUGCUUAUGCAAUGUGUUUAUUCCUAACAUAAAUUUUUGUAUUUUUGCAAUGUAUUUAUCAAUGAAAUCAUUUUAAGAGUUAAAUACUGUUGGAAUAAUUGAAGUGUAAAUGGCAUAUAAGUUUUUUUGGAAAAUAUUAAAAAUAAUAUUUAAAAAUUUUCUGAUUUCAUUAUUUUUACUAUAUUCUGGAACUUUAUGUUCUUUUUUUUUAAUAAAUUAAUCUAGCCUAAAAAAUUUUAAAUCAAACUUUAAAUUGAUUAUCAUCGCCCCCACGAAGUUAAAUACUUCGCUACUGAUCCUUAAAAUUGCCCCCUUAAUUUUUAUCACUAAUGCCAGUGUUGGGUGCUUUCUAGAGACCGCACUUUAUAAAUGGACUGAGAAUCGGAAGUACUGAAUGGUUAAAAAGAAAAGCAAAAGCCGCAAAGCAUACAUGUAUAUGUGUGUGUGUGGUUAUAUAUUUAUGCAUAUGUGUUUGUGAUUAACUGAUACUGACUUUGGCUGAUGGGGGAAAAGAUGGGCAUCUGGUUCUUCUGACUUUCUCUGUAUUAAUUAUCAUCUGUGACUCUUGAUGGACAAAAAGAUGAACAUAAUACCAAAAGCAGAGAUAUAGAUGAUAUAAUGAGUUGGAUUUUUCUGUAAUUAAAGUGAGUAAGAAAAAGAAUAAUGUAUGGAAAUGUUUGGGUUUAUAUAUGGAUUGAUAACCCACCAUUUGUGAUGAUAGAUGUAAGCUUUUUAUAUGUAAAUAAACAUUCUUCUCAUACAUCCACCAAUCUCAUUGGCGUACAUUAGAGAAUCUUAUUAAUCUAUAAUGGAGAGCCGAAGUAUGUGCAAGUAUUGCAGACAACGAUUGCAGCUAGUGACUACAAAAACCAACAACACAAUAAUUCGAUGCCCUGGUUGCAAUCAAACCAAUACAAUUAUACCCUCUGUGUCUACUCCUCCCUCAACUUUGAUCAGAUCAUUACCACCACCGGCAGGUGCCAAGACUGUGACUUGCACCAUCGACAGAUUUUGUGGUCAUAAACUGAAACAGAAGCUCUCUGCAACUACUGUCUCUCUCAAUUGUAACCCAUCGCCUCUCUUGAAUCGAUCUCGUACACCACCUGGUCGACCAAGAAAGCGAGCUCUGCUUAUUGGAGUGAGUUACAAGAAGUUCAAGUACAAGCUUAAGGGAACCCUAAACGAUGUUGCCAACAUGAGAGAUUUCUUGAUCAAUAACCUCUCUUUUCAACAAAACAAUGUUCUUGUCCUCACUGAAGAGGAGACAGAUUCAAGUCUAAUUCCAAAAAAGAAGAACAUAGAGAUCGCGUUGCAAUGGCUUGUGGAGGACUGUGAGUCUGGUGACUCACUGGUGUUUUACUUCUCCGGACAUGGGUUGCGACAGCCUGAUUUGCGAAAGGAUGAGCGUGAUGGGUUUGACGAAACAAUUUGUCCCACUGAUUUUAUGAAAGAAGGAAUGAUUCUCGACAAUGAUAUCCACUCCGUCAUCGUCUCUCCCCUCAAAGAAGGUGUUAAGCUUCAUUCCAUUGUUGAUGCAUGUCACAGUGGAACCAUUCUUGAUCUCCCGUAUGUAUACAACUCACAUCUGAAGAAGUGGGAAGAUAACAGUCCUCCCUCUGGCAUCUGGAAAAACACCAGAGGUGGAUGGGUCAUUUCAAUCAGUGCUUGUGAAGAUGAUCAAGAGGCUGCUGAUACCACCGUAAGUAAUAUACAUGCAAUUAUGUGUGUGUGUGUGUGUGUGUGUGUAUACUCUUUUUGCUUAUUUUGUUUUUCAACAUACAAUUGAAGUUUUAUUUUUUUGCUGUAAGGCUUCACAAAAAUAC
This is a messenger RNA of Carica papaya (papaya), 2631 nucleotides long. Lineage: Eukaryota; Viridiplantae; Streptophyta; Magnoliopsida; Brassicales; Caricaceae. The record is from RefSeq and is a predicted model, not a curated record.